This is a messenger RNA of Naegleria fowleri, 489 nucleotides long. RefSeq lists its product as uncharacterized. NCBI's taxonomy places the organism in Eukaryota, Heterolobosea, Eutetramitea, Acrasida, Naegleriidae. The transcript has a single exon. The record is from RefSeq and is a predicted model, not a curated record. Bases 1 to 489 code for a protein of 162 amino acids.
AUGAUGCGUUUCAACAUCUCUUUGCUUGUUGUUGUCAUUGCACUUGUUGCUUUGCUUGCCUCUUCUUCUUCUUGCUUUGCUCAACAAUGCAAGAAUCGCAAAACUUUCGCAGAUCCAACCGCAUGUACUUCUUGUACUUUCUGUACAGCCACAAAAUCCUCUUCAUGCUGCACUGCUGCUGAAGAUUCUGCUGCUUCACUUGCUGCUUCAGUGGGUCAAUUAGUUUCCACUGGUUGUUAUGAUCUCAUGAAAAUGGGUGCUUGUGCUAUUUGUGAUCCAAAGAAUCAACAAUUUGUGAAUGAGAAUGGAACAUUGGUUGUUUGUAAGAGUGCCUGCCAAAGAGUGGUGAGUGCAUGUGGUUUAACAAGUGUCUCUUGUGAUUCAAUGCCAACCACUAAUUGUUGGAGUGGAGCCCUCUCUGUUGUGAUGUUAUGGAAGGCAAGUUUGGUCUUCAUGGUCAUGAUGAUUGGAGUUGUUUUCAUGUUGUAA